Messenger RNA from Salvia miltiorrhiza (redroot sage), 962 nucleotides. RefSeq names its product axial regulator YABBY 5-like. Gene Ontology annotation, biological process: polarity specification of adaxial/abaxial axis; cell fate commitment; multicellular organism development. Lineage: Eukaryota; Viridiplantae; Streptophyta; Magnoliopsida; Lamiales; Lamiaceae. The record is from RefSeq and is a predicted model, not a curated record. The transcript is spliced from 5 exons. Gene Ontology annotation, cellular component: nucleus. The coding region runs from base 49 to 564 and encodes 171 amino acids.
CUGCAUUUUAGUUAAUUUCCCCUUCAAUUCUCUCUCUCUGAAAAAAAAAUGUCGACAUUGCAUGAUCUGCAGGAGCAAAUUUGCUAUGUGAAGUGCUGCUUUUGCAAUACCAUCUUACUUGUUAGCGUUCCUUGCAGCAGCUUAGCAAUGGUGGUGAGAAUCAGAUGCGGCCACUGUGAUAACAUCUUCUCUCUCAACAUGCUUCACCUCUUUCCUUCACUCCACCAAAUGCCAGAUUUGGAAGUGUGUGAUGAGAAGGUGGCCGACGAAGAAGAGGAAGACGAAGGUUAUGUUUGGUGCAACCAAGUUAUCCACAAACCACCGGAGAAGAAGCAACGUGCUCCGACUGCUUACAAUCACUUCAUCAAGUACGAAAUCAGGAGGCUGAAGCUCCAGCAUCCCAACAUCACUCACAAGCAAGCUUUUAGUGCUGCUGCCAAAAAUUGGGCGCAUUGCCCACAAAGUGAGUAUAGAGAUGGAGAAGUCUAUGGCUGUGAUGAAGGAGACAGAGAUAUGGUUAUGCAAUGGACUGUCGAUGAUGAGGUAAUCAUUGGCAUAUACUAGAUUUCUGCUGUUAUACUGCAAGAUUUUGUAAUAAUAUUGAUGUUGUCUGCAUGUGUAACUUAAUUAGUCUGAGAUGCAUGUGAUAACUAAAUAAAAAAGCAGCAAUCAUCCAUAAUGAAGGUGUAUAGACCGCUGGAAUGUUAAAAGGUCAAUUUUGUGGUGCUGAAAUCGCAUAACUGCUAUCUGCUGCCACAAAAACUGCAGGUGCAUUUUCUUGGCAAUGCUUUCCAUGAAACUAAGGCAUUAAGGCAAUGUGGUUUGCACCACGACACCUUUCUAAUCCACCCAAAUACACAGAAUUUGCAACCGUUGUCUAAGGAGUUUUUUUCUGUUUUCUUUUCAUAGAUUAUGAUUUGUCUUUAGGAAUUGACUUCAUUGAUUACAAUUAUGGUUGUGCC